Parasteatoda tepidariorum (common house spider) is the source of this 999-nucleotide messenger RNA. Its product is annotated as glutathione S-transferase 1. Gene Ontology annotation, biological process: glutathione metabolic process. Gene Ontology annotation, molecular function: glutathione transferase activity. The record is from RefSeq and is a predicted model, not a curated record. NCBI's taxonomy places the organism in Eukaryota, Metazoa, Arthropoda, Arachnida, Araneae, Theridiidae.
CAUGUUUCGUUUUUAAUCUUUUGAGACGUUGAGUGGGUGUUGUCACUUGGGGGUUCUUGUAUUUGUUUACUUAUCCGGAUACGCAAUCUUUUCUCUUUUUUUACGCAAUUUUCUCCAAUCAACGCUCUGAGAAUUUUUGAGAUAUCUUGACCGGUAUUUAUAAAACAGUGAGACACUAACUAUCAGCCCUGGGUUCGUGUAGUUCAGUCGGAGGUAAAACUCAAGAAAUCAACAUGCCUGUCGAUGUUUACAUUUUUCCUGUAAGCGGCCCAUGCCGGGCCGUAUUGAUGACUGCCAAAAUGAUUGGUCUAGAUGUCAAUAAAAAAAUUCUGAAUUUGGCUGGUGGUGAACAACUUAAGCCUGAAUACAUAAAGAUGAAUCCACAACAUACCGUUCCCACUAUAGAUGAUAAUGGAUUCUAUCUUUGGGAAAGUCGUGCUGUUUGCACAUACCUUGUGAACAAAUAUUCUCCGGACAGUCCUUUAUAUCCCAAGGAUCCAAAAGAAAGAGCCCUUGUCGACAGGCUGCUUUACUUCGAUAUUGGCACUCUCUAUAAGGCUGAGCUUGAAUACAUGUAUCCCAUAUUAUUUUUGGGAAAGGCAGGAGAUCCCGAAAAGAAGGAAGCUUAUGAGAAGACCGUGGCGUUCUUAGAAGAAUUCCUUUCCAAGACACCAUACGUUGCGGGUGAUCAUCUGACUGUUGCUGACCUCUCCAUCCUUGCAAGUCUAACUUUUGCAGAAUUGGAUGACUUCAGUUAUGCUGCCUACCCUAAAAUCACUGCCUGGCUAAACAAAAUGAAAUCAGAAGUUCCAGACUUUAAAGAAAUCAACGAAAUUCCUCUCAACGAAUUCAGGGAAGCUUUAAAAUCUAGAAAAUAAAGAAAUGUUGCACAUUUGUCAUUUUAAAAUACGUUUGUUCCUCCUUGAAGCAUAAGUUAUUUUCACAGUAAUAUGAUUCAUUUGUUUUAAUACGAAUUUAAAUAAAUCACUGUUCUGUUAA